AAGUCAGCAGUAUUUUUUGCAGGACUGUAGUAGUUUGGAUGUGUGGCUCUGGAUGGUGGAAGGAGUGUUUGAUAGGAGUGUUUCUUGGGAUCUGUGUAAAGUGUUUCCAGGAGUUUCUGACUGGCAUCAGCCUUGAUUCAGGGAUAAAUUUCUACUUCCUGGGCAAAAUAGAGGCAAGUGGGCCAAAAAAGAAAGCUCAAACUAACUCGUUCUGGCUUCAUUCAGCUGAGAUCCUCUAUCCUGGAUGUGAAUUUUUGUUUCCUCAGGCUUCCAUGAUGUUUGCCCAGUGCACCCAGAAGUGCACGAGCUCCGUGCUGCUGAUCGUGCUGCUGUGCUGCAUCCUUUCUCCUCCAGCACAAGCCAGCAAGAGCUCGGAGGACAUCCGCUGCAAGUGCAUCUGUCCCCCAUACCGGAACAUCAGUGGGCACAUUUACAACAAGAAUGUGUCGCAGAAGGACUGCAACUGCCUGCAUGUUGUGGAGCCGAUGCCGGUGCCAGGGAAUGAUGUGGAGGCCUACUGCCUGCUGUGUGAAUGCAAGUACGAGGAGCGCAGCACCACCACCAUCAAGGUGAUCAUCAUCAUUUACUUGUCUGUGGUGGGGGCACUGCUGCUUUACAUGGCUUUCCUUGUGCUGGUGGACCCUCUGAUCCGGAAGCCAGAUGCUUAUACCCAGCCCCUGCACAAUGAGGAGGAGAACGAGGAUGCUCGCUCCUUGGCCGCAGCCCCGACCCCGUCUGGCGCUAGAGCCAACACGGUGCUGGAGAGGGUGGAGGGGGCCCAGCAGCGCUGGAAGCGCCAGGUGCAGGAGCAGAGGAAGACAGUUUUCGACCGCCACAAGAUGCUGAGCUAGAUCUUUGCGGAACUGUGCGGCACCACUUCCCAAGAGACAGGGUAGCUCCGCUGGUCGAGACAGACAGCAAGUCAUCCUUCAGGACAUCCGUGGUGUUUGACUGAAAGCUCUAACCCUCUCUGAUUUCCGUCUUCAUAGAGAGAAGCAGACCAAAAUGCUUGCCUCUGAUUUUGUCCCCUUGCCCUUUACCUCUCAGCCCAGAGGCUCCUUAACCCUUGCCUGGCUGAGAUCUGCACUGAUCGUUAGCCCUGGCUGCAUGUAAAUGGGCGGUCGUAUGCAGCGCUGCUGCCCCGGUUCAUGGGCUGACUCGAGCGGGGGCUGCAGCUCCAGUGCGCUGCGCUCAGCUGGAGCCUGCGGGCACCGCUUGCUGGGACCGAAGUCUCCGUCAGCCCACCCCCGCAUCAGAGACAGGGGUCUCGCCACGGAGUGUUGGAAGCUGGCUGAGUCUUCCUGGGAUAAAAAUAGUGGGAUAAUUUUUAUGUGGGAUAAAUUAUGUGGCGCUCCUGCAGGAUGAAGAAGCCGCCUCCUCCUCCAGUUUGCGUCGAUGUUAAUUGGGCGUCGUGGUGCUGAGAAGGGUGUUGCACUGGAAGGAAGAGGAGGGGGUUCCCUGCCAGGGGUCAGCUGCUGCUUGCACUUACCCUGGUGUAAAUGGAGUGGAUUUCCACUCUCUUCAGUGGAGUCUGUCCAGAUUUACACCAGCAUAACUGAGAUUGCAGCUUGUUUCUGUGUAGGUGAAUAUCACAAAACUGAUUAAUACAUUCACAAGUAAGAGACCAACAGGUAAAAGGUUGAUUUACGUUUAUGUCUUUUCCUGCUUUAGCAGUGGAUAAAAACAUACUGGGGAGAAAGCUUUCCGUUUGUACCCAUGUUGGUUACCCUUGAUGCUCUCACAGUGUGGUCAGGAGCAUUUGUGUCCAAGAGAACCGGGGCAAAGGCUCUACUGGAGCACUGUAAACACUUGUCUGGGUCUCGGGGCCCUGGAAAGGAGACACUUGUGCUAAAAACACUCCGAGAGCUCUGACUUACUUGGGCUGUGUGGAGGAAACUGAAGUGAUUCUGCAAUGUGUAUAUUGAUCCCACUGAGAACACUUAUUAUGUCAGGAAGGUGCUGGAGUUUAUUAUGUAGCAUCUCUGUAUUAAAUGCAGACAAAGAUCUA
Molecule: messenger RNA, 2008 nt
Organism: Gymnogyps californianus (California condor)
Lineage: Eukaryota; Metazoa; Chordata; Aves; Accipitriformes; Cathartidae
Gene: TMEM9
Product: transmembrane protein 9
Exons: 5
Coding region: 39-851 (270 amino acids)
Cellular component (GO): lysosomal membrane
Source: RefSeq, a predicted model, not a curated record